Molecule: messenger RNA, 618 nt
Organism: Penicillium verrucosum
Lineage: Eukaryota; Fungi; Ascomycota; Eurotiomycetes; Eurotiales; Aspergillaceae
Exons: 1
Coding region: 1-618 (205 amino acids)
Source: RefSeq, a predicted model, not a curated record
AUGCAGUACUCCAAUGACCGGAAUGCGUGGGCCAACGCCGCUGGAUUUGAUCUGCUAGAUCGAAUCCAGAUGCUACAGGAUGACACCAAGGCCAGAUUGCAGUACUAUGAUGACACUAAGGCCAGAUUGCAGUACUAUGAGAAGCUGACCAAAGAGACUGGGAAUCAAAUCAGAGGUUCUGUACUAGACACUUGGUCAAAAACAUAUACCGAACCGUCGAAGCGUCAAGCGAGAAACAAUCUUGCCCAUGGAGGGGCCGUGCUCCUUGACUACGACGUUAUAACCCACCAACCUAACAAAGAUAUUCAAGAGCGCUGGAAAAAGGCAUUCAAGGAGUACUACGCUGUUAGCUUACAGAUGUGCAGAGAGCGUUUCCGGGGAACGUUCACCGAGGAUUCUACUAUUGAAGUCCUCAACCAACGGGCUAACGUGAUGGCUAUGGAUAAAUGGAGGGACGAGUACUACGAGGGCCAAGAUCUCGUUAAUAUGCGUCAAGCUCGAGAUCAGAUUCUUGACCUCUGCAACGAGUGGAUCGUUGAAUGGAAACACCAGCCAGCACUGAUUCCCUCAAUCACUCUUCUCGAUCAACUCCACUCUCUGGAUUCUCUGGUCGGUUAG